This is a messenger RNA of Neurospora hispaniola, 1293 nucleotides long. Its product is annotated as aspartate-semialdehyde dehydrogenase. The record is from RefSeq and is a predicted model, not a curated record. The transcript is spliced from 3 exons. Gene Ontology annotation, biological process: L-threonine biosynthetic process. Gene Ontology annotation, molecular function: protein dimerization activity; NADP binding; aspartate-semialdehyde dehydrogenase (NADP+) activity. Bases 129 to 1217 code for a protein of 362 amino acids. Lineage: Eukaryota; Fungi; Ascomycota; Sordariomycetes; Sordariales; Sordariaceae.
GAGCGCCAUUGACUCACCUUCCUAUCUGAACCAUAAUCCUGCCCAACAUCUUUCCUGUUCUGGUUGCUUGAUCCAUUCCAUUCUCUUCGUUGAAUCAUAUUGUUUAGUUCCCAGCCCAGAUCGUCAUCAUGUCUCAAUUUCCUACCAGAAACGUUGGUGUCUUGGGCUGCACUGGCUCUGUCGGCCAGCGCUUCAUCCUGUUGCUCCAGAAUCAUCCUGUCCUGAAGCUUGUCGCCGUCGGCGCCUCCUCCCGCUCCGCUGGCAAGAAGUACCGCGAUGCCGUCCGCUGGAAGCAAUCCACCCCCAUCUCUGCCGAGUUCGGUGACCUAGUCGUCCGCGACUGCAAGGCCAGCGAAUUCGCCGACUGCGACAUCGUCUUCAGCGGUCUCGACAGCGAUGUUGCCGGCGACGUCGAGAAGGAGUUCCAGCACGCCAACAUUGCCGUCUUCUCCAAUGCAAAGAACUACAGACGCGACCCCCUCGUGCCCCUCGUCGUCCCGACCGUCAACCUCCACCAUCUCGACCUGAUCCCCCACCAGCGCAAGACCCUCGGCCUCGAUAAGGGCUUCCUGGUAUGCAACAGCAACUGCGCCGUCAUUGGCCUCGUCGCCCCCUUUGCCGCCCUCCAGGCGCGCUUCGGCAAGAUCGAUACUGUAUCCGUCGUCACCAUGCAGGCUGUCUCGGGUGCUGGAUACCCCGGCGUCAGCAGCAUGGACAUCAUUGACAAUGUUGUGCCCUUCAUUUCGGGCGAGGAGGACAAGCUCGAGACCGAGGCCCAGAAGAUCCUGGGUUCUCUCAACGCCGACGCCACUGCCUUUGAGGACCAGAAGGAGCUCCGGGUGUCGGCAGCCUGCAACCGUGUUCCUGUCUUGGACGGCCACACCGCCUGCGUGUCGCUGCGCUUCGCCCAGCGCCCGCCCCCGUCCGCCGAGGAGGUCAAGGAGGCCAUGCGCAGCUAUGUUUCUGAUGCUCAGAAGCUGGGAUGCCCCUCGGCCCCCGAGCCCCCUAUCAAGGUCUUUGACGAGGCAGACAGGCCCCAGCCCCGUCUUGACCGUGAUCUCUGCAAGGGAUACACUGUCAGCGUUGGCCGCGUUAGAGAGGACGAGAGUGGUAUCUUCGAUAUCAAGUUUGUUGCCCUGAGCCACAACACUGUUAUUGGAGCUGCUGGCUCCUCUAUCCUCAACGCUGAGGCUGCCAUAUUUAAGGGUCUCAUCUAAGGUUAAGCGGGCUGCUUUAUGGGUUUGGGAACAAAAAUUUAAUCAUUUUUGGGUUGCUGUUAUAAAAGUAUAAAGU